GUUAAGCCCUUGGCCUCGAAAUCCAUAUUUGUUCCCCAAUUGUGUCAAUUUCUACAUUUUUUAGGGUUCCGAUCAUCCGCCGGGAAAUUACAUACAAUGAGUUCGUCUGGUUCGACCAAGGGCGGCAGAGGGAAACCGAAGGCCACGAAGUCUGUCUCGCGGUCUCAGAAAGCCGGCCUUCAGUUCCCCGUCGGUCGUAUUGCGCGGUUUCUCAAAGCCGGUAAGUAUGCUGAGCGCGUCGGCGCCGGUGCUCCCGUCUACCUAUCCGCCGUCCUUGAAUAUCUCGCCGCCGAGGUGCUUGAGCUUGCAGGCAAUGCUGCCAGAGACAACAAGAAGAAUCGCAUUGUUCCGAGGCACAUACAGCUUGCAGUUCGCAACGACGAGGAGCUGAGCAAGCUUUUGGGUGAUGUGACCAUUGCAAAUGGUGGAGUGUUGCCGAAUAUCCAUCAAAAUCUCUUGCCUAAGAAGGCUGGAUCAGGGAAAGGCGACAUCGGGUCUGCAUCACAAGAGUUCUAAAAGUUUCUGAUCAUCAACAAAAUUUGAUACACAAGGAGGUACUUGAGAAUGAAAACGAUUAUGGUUUCAUUGCUUUGGUUUGCAAACUGUUUGAUCAUUGUGAACCGCAUAAGAUUGAAUCUUUUUGUUGGAUAUACAGCUGAAAAUUGAAAUCAUAUUGUGUUUUGCUUUCUUGUUCGUAACAAAGAUUUUGCAUUAGCAAUGCACAUUA
Molecule: messenger RNA, 727 nt
Organism: Momordica charantia (bitter melon)
Lineage: Eukaryota; Viridiplantae; Streptophyta; Magnoliopsida; Cucurbitales; Cucurbitaceae
Product: histone H2AX
Cellular component (GO): nucleosome
Molecular function (GO): DNA binding; protein heterodimerization activity; structural constituent of chromatin
Source: RefSeq, a predicted model, not a curated record